Messenger RNA from Mesorhabditis belari, 423 nucleotides. The record is from the annotation of a GenBank genome assembly. Lineage: Eukaryota; Metazoa; Nematoda; Chromadorea; Rhabditida; Rhabditidae.
AUGCAGGAGGCGGCAACCAUUACUACUUCGUCUCUUGUGGACACAUCUUCUGUAGAAAUUGCUGCGCAAAAGGCGCUGAACUUGCAAAGGCCGCCACUUGUUUGCUCUGAACAAGGUCCAAAUACACGUCGACAUCUUGCAGCCGCCUUUCAAACUAGCAGUGGAUCUGUGCCAUCGCCAAUAUGCUCCGCAAAUCGGCUUUUAACGACACCGGCAAUGCUUGGCCUCUCAAAGACUCCACACGCAUUCCACGCGCGCGAACUUGUCACUCCACGAUCAGCAGUGCCCUAUGAGAAGGUCGGACUCUCGAGUGGAAUGCGAAUCGUUGAAGAAAGAAGAGUGCUCACCGAUCGUCGUCCGAAAUCCAAGAAACAAAAUGGCUCGCGUGGACAAAACUCGGACGACUAUAUGGAUGGAAUCGGC